Molecule: messenger RNA, 471 nt
Organism: Caenorhabditis angaria
Lineage: Eukaryota; Metazoa; Nematoda; Chromadorea; Rhabditida; Rhabditidae
Source: the annotation of a GenBank genome assembly
AUGUACCGAAAAAUUGUAUUCUUAUUGUUUGCUGUUCUUAUGAUUAGCUCAAAUUUUAUUGAAGCUAAACCACGAGGAAAAAAGCCACCACCACCAACUGAAGAAACCACAACUGAUUACUAUGAUUAUACCACUAGACCAUCUGAAUCAGCUGAAAACCAAACGACAACAGAAUAUUAUUAUUAUACCACAAGAGAUCUAUCAAACGAAAAUGAAACCACAACUGAAGAUUAUUAUUUGACUACAAGACAAUCAUCAGAAGAAGAUCAAGCAACUACAGAAGAUUAUUAUUAUACAACCAGAGAUCUACCAACUGAAGAUCAAGCUACCACCGAGGAUUAUUACUAUACAACCAGAGAUCUACCAAGUGAAGAUCAAGCCACCACCGAUGAUUAUUACUAUACUACGAAACAAGCUGCGCCAGAAGAAGUGACGGACUCGUAUUAUGAUACAACACCUAGCUGGGAUUAA